AAAAAAAAUCAUACAUAUUUUUUCCUACUUUAUUUUUAAUAAUAAUAAAAAAUACAACAAUAUAUCAUCUUUAAAUUCUUCAUAAAAAUGGAAACAAAAAUGCAAAAUUCCAUCAGAUAUUCAACUGUUUUGACCAUUAUUGAAAUUUCCGACCAUGUUGAAAUUGGUAAAUUGAUUGGUCGUAAAGGACGUAAUCUAAAACCCAUUGAGAAAGGGACUGGUACACACAUUUAUAUUAAUCCAAAAAUAAGUCCUCGACAAAUUGAAAUUAAAAUAAAUAAUAAAGAUAAUGAAAAUAGAGAUGAAAAUAUUUCGACUGGGGAGUGGAUCAAUAAAAUAAAUCGAAAAAAAGAUAUAGAAAAAGAAAAAAACAAUAGUAGAAUUUCAGAUAAUGGUAAUCAUCAACACGCAACAGUCGCAACACCAAGAAAUCAUAAAGAUAACGAUCAGAAAGAAAAAAGAAAAAUGUCCAAAAGAAAAAUGUCGCAUACGACCAAAACUCGACAAUCACGAAAUAAGGAAAACAUUAGAAGAAAUGAUCCUGCGAAUCACACGAAUUACAAUCAAUCUAAUUAAUCCAUUUUUUCUUUUUUU
Messenger RNA from Rhizophagus irregularis DAOM 181602=DAOM 197198, 594 nucleotides. RefSeq lists its product as uncharacterized. The record is from RefSeq and is a predicted model, not a curated record. NCBI's taxonomy places the organism in Eukaryota, Fungi, Glomeromycota, Glomeromycetes, Glomerales, Glomeraceae. Gene Ontology annotation, molecular function: RNA binding.